AUGAACGACGACUUCGGCCGGGCGCUGGUGGACCGCCGGCCCGCGGCGCCCCCUGGCUGCCUGCCGCUGGGCAUCAGGCCCCCUCCCCGGCCCGCGCCCCUACCCCGCGCCGAGCCGCUGGGCGCGGUGCCCUUCCUGCUGUACCCGGGCGCCCCCGAGCCGCCCUACUGCGACGCCUACGCGGGCGUGUUCCCCUGCACGCCCUUCCCCGGCGCCCUGGGCGUCUGUGACUACCCCUUCGAGCCCGCCUUCAUCCAGAAGCGCAACGAGCGCGAGCGCCAGCGCGUCCGCUGCGUCAACGAGGGCUACGCGCGCCUCCGCGGCCACCUCCCUGGCGCCCUGGCCGAGAAGCGACUCAGCAAGGUGGAGACCCUGCGCGCGGCCAUCCGCUACAUCAAGUACCUGCAGGAGCUGCUGAGCGCUGCCCCCGACGGCCCCCGUGAGCCCCCGGCGCCCCCGGCCCGGGAGCCCGACUCUUCCGAGCCCACCUGCUGCUCCUCCUCGCCCCUCUUUGAGUCGGAGGAAUGCAGCCACUGACCGAGCUGGCGCUCCGCCGGGCACGGGGUGCGAGGGCCCCCUGCCCUGAGGCGAUUCCUUGUCUGCAACACCCUCCUUCUGCCACCGCCACCCCGUCCCCGUCCCUUUCAGCUGGA
Molecule: messenger RNA, 653 nt
Organism: Phacochoerus africanus (Common warthog)
Lineage: Eukaryota; Metazoa; Chordata; Mammalia; Artiodactyla; Suidae
Gene: ASCL5
Product: achaete-scute family bHLH transcription factor 5
Exons: 1
Coding region: 1-537 (178 amino acids)
Biological process (GO): developmental process; regulation of transcription by RNA polymerase II
Molecular function (GO): DNA-binding transcription factor activity, RNA polymerase II-specific; protein dimerization activity; RNA polymerase II transcription regulatory region sequence-specific DNA binding
Source: RefSeq, a predicted model, not a curated record